Loxodonta africana (African savanna elephant) is the source of this 487-nucleotide messenger RNA. RefSeq names its product SEC61 translocon subunit gamma (gene SEC61G). The transcript is spliced from 4 exons. Gene Ontology annotation, cellular component: membrane; Ssh1 translocon complex. Gene Ontology annotation, molecular function: transmembrane protein transporter activity. The record is from RefSeq and is a predicted model, not a curated record. Gene Ontology annotation, biological process: protein targeting; post-translational protein targeting to membrane, translocation. The coding region runs from base 119 to 325 and encodes 68 amino acids. NCBI's taxonomy places the organism in Eukaryota, Metazoa, Chordata, Mammalia, Proboscidea, Elephantidae.
ACCGAGGGGUGGGCGGGCUGUAGGCCGGAGACCCGGCAUCCGGUUCCGGUGGGCUUCUCUUGGUCCUCUGCUGUGCUACGUGUCUUUGGCGUCGUAAGUGGCGGAGAGGCAGUCAAUCAUGGAUCAGGUGAUGCAGUUUGUUGAACCAAGUCGGCAGUUUGUGAAGGACUCAAUUCGGCUGGUUAAGAGAUGCACCAAACCUGAUAGAAAAGAAUUUCAGAAGAUUGCCAUGGCAACAGCAAUAGGAUUUGCUAUAAUGGGAUUCAUUGGCUUCUUUGUGAAAUUGAUCCAUAUCCCUAUUAAUAACAUCAUUGUUGGUGGCUGAAUACCUUUUUGCAAGAGUCUGUUUUUCAUCUUGGGGAUUGGUGAACAAGUGAGAGUUUGAGGAGCUCAUGGAAUAAAAAUUUGCCUGUGUAUUUUGUUUUUCUUCUAUUUUUUUCUUCCAAGAUGUUUUCUAUUUCUAAAUUAAAAUAAUUUCAAAAUAAAA